Varanus komodoensis (Komodo dragon) is the source of this 1179-nucleotide messenger RNA. It is a transcript of the gene TRHR, whose product is annotated as thyrotropin releasing hormone receptor. Gene Ontology annotation, molecular function: thyrotropin-releasing hormone receptor activity. Gene Ontology annotation, cellular component: membrane. The record is from RefSeq and is a predicted model, not a curated record. Gene Ontology annotation, biological process: phospholipase C-activating G protein-coupled receptor signaling pathway. Lineage: Eukaryota; Metazoa; Chordata; Lepidosauria; Squamata; Varanidae. Bases 1 to 1179 code for a protein of 392 amino acids. The transcript is spliced from 3 exons.
AUGGAGAACAGUACAAGCGACGGGCAGAACAGAACAGAAUUCCUGCCAGACCGGGAGGUGGUUGCCAUAGAAUACCAAGUGGUCACCAUCUUCUUGGUUCUCCUCAUCUGCGGUUUAGGUAUUGUGGGCAACAUCAUGGUGGUGCUGGUGGUGCUCAGGACGAAGCACAUGAGGACCCCCACCAAUUGUUAUCUGGUGAGCCUUGCAGUAGCUGACCUCAUGGUCCUUGUGGCUGCUGGCCUUCCCAACAUCACAGAGAGCAUCUAUGGAUCCUGGGUCUACGGCUACAUCGGAUGCCUCUGCAUUACUUAUCUCCAAUAUCUUGGCAUCAAUGCGUCUUCUUGCUCUAUUACUGCAUUCACCAUCGAGAGGUACAUAGCCAUUUGCCAUCCCAUUAAGGCCCAGUUCUUAUGCACUUUCUCCAGAGCCAAGAAGAUCAUUAUUUUUGUCUGGGCAUUCACCUCCAUCUACUGCAUGCUCUGGUUUUUCUUAUUAGAUCUCAACAGAGUCACCUACAAGGACACCACAGUAGUGACCUGUGGAUAUAAAGUGCCCAGGAGCUACUAUUCGCCAAUCUAUAUGAUGGACUUUGGGAUAUUUUAUGUCAUGCCCAUGAUAUUGGCUACUGUUCUGUACGGGCUGAUUGCCAGGAUACUCUUCCUGAAUCCCAUCUCAUCAGACUCAAAAGAAAGCUCAGCUACAUGGAAGAAUGAUUCGGCUCCCUUAAACAAGGCCAAAGUAACCAACAAGAGUAUCAAUGGUGCCGUGGCUUCUAGAAGGCAGGUUACCAAGAUGCUGGCUGUGGUGGUGGUCCUGUUUGCAUUUUUGUGGAUGCCUUACAGGACCCUGGUGGUCAUCAAUUCUUUUCUGUCUCACCCUUUCCAAGAAAAUUGGUUCCUGCUGUUCUGCAGGCUUUGCAUCUACCUAAAUAGUGCCAUCAACCCUGUCAUUUACAACCUCAUGUCUCAGAAAUUCAGAGCAGCCUUCAGAAAACUCUGCAAAUGCCAGCAGAAACAGUCAGAGAAACCCACCAACUACAGCAUGACCCUCAACUACAGUGUCAUCAAGGAGAUGGAUCAUUUCAACACUGAACUAGAGGACACUACUGUCACUGAAGCUUAUCUGUCAUCCACAAAGGUAUCUUUUGAUGAUGCCUGCGUGUCCUCUGAGGUGAUGUGA